Molecule: messenger RNA, 1832 nt
Organism: Rhododendron vialii
Lineage: Eukaryota; Viridiplantae; Streptophyta; Magnoliopsida; Ericales; Ericaceae
Product: amino-acid permease BAT1 homolog
Exons: 7
Coding region: 146-1702 (518 amino acids)
Biological process (GO): amino acid transport; transmembrane transport
Cellular component (GO): membrane
Molecular function (GO): transmembrane transporter activity
Source: RefSeq, a predicted model, not a curated record
GUCCCGACCCAACUAAAAUAAAUAACUCGAUCGUCCCUCUUCUCUUCUCUCUCUCUCUCUCUCUCUUAAAAGCCAGUUCAGCAUAUAUAGUUUUACAUUUUGAGCUGGAUUUCCAUUUGAAUUGAAGGGGAACGACUUAUCAGAAAUGACCCUCGUCGGGGAAAUGGAUUCAGGGGAGAAAAGGCUCAAUGAGCUAGGAUACAAGCAAGAACUCAGGAGAGAGAUGACUCUGUUCAAGACGCUGGCAAUAUCAUUUUCGACAAUGACACUUUUCACAGGGAUAACUCCUCUGUAUGGUUCAAGCCUGCUAUACGCAGGGCCAGCAAGCCUUGUUUGGGGAUGGGUUGUGGUGUCAUUUUUCACCUGGUUUGUUGGCAUUGCAAUGGCUGAAAUCUGCUCCUCUUUUCCUACAACGGGUUCUCUUUAUUUCUGGGCUGCCCAUUUAGCAGGCCCCAAAUGGGGGCCAUUCGCAUCGUGGUGCUGUGCUUGGCUUGAGACAAUAGGGCUAAUAGCGGGCAUAGGAACACAGGCUUAUGCAGGUUCUCAGACUUUGCAAAGUAUCAUUCUGUUAUGCUCCGGCACGAAUAAGGAUGGAGGCUACUUGGCUCCAAAAUGGUUAUUCUUGUGCAUGUACAUGGGCCUUACUGUGAUAUGGGCAUUCCUCAACACAUUUGCUUUGGAAGUUAUUGCUUUCAUUGAUGUCAUUUCAAUAUGGUGGCAGGUUAUUGGAGGACUUGUCAUAGUUAUUAUGCUACCCCUUGUAGCGCUGACAACGCAGCCUGCUUCAUACGUGUUCACUUCUUUUGAAGUGGCACCAGAAUCUACUGGGAUAUCAAGCAAAGCUUAUGCAGCAAUUCUCUCUCUGCUUGUCAGUCAGUAUUCACUGUACGGAUAUGAUGCUGCUGCACAUCUGACUGAAGAAACGAAGGGUGCAGACAAGAAUGGACCAAUUGCCAUUCUCUCUAGCAUUGGAAUAAUUACUGUAUUUGGUUGGGCUUACAUCUUGGCCCUCACUUUCAGCAUUCAGAAUCCAAGCUACCUGUUUGAUCCAACGAGCGAAACUGCUGGGACAUUUGUACCAGCUCAAAUACUCUACGAUGCAUUCCACGGGAGAUAUCACAAUGCUACGGGUGCUAUCAUUUUGCUUUUUGUCAUCUGGGGCUCAUUCUUCUUUGGUGGGCUUUCAAUCACCACAAGUGCAGCCAGAGUGGUAUACGCUCUAGCAAGAGAUGGUGGGAUUCCAUUUUCAUCCGUGUGGCGAAAAAUUCACCCGAAACACAAAGUUCCCUCGAACGCAGUGUGGCUUUGUGCAGCCAUAUGCAUUCUUCUCGGACUCCCCAUCCUGAAAGUAAAUGUAAUUUUCACGGCAAUAACUUCCAUAUGCACGAUAGGCUGGGUUGGUGGUUACGCUGUUCCAAUAUUUGCAAGAUUGACCAUGGACGAAAAGAACUUCAAAGCUGGACCAUUUUACUUGGGAAAAGCAAGCAGGCCAAUUUGCUUGGUGGCUGUGUUAUGGAUUUGUUAUACUUGCUCCGUUUUCCUUCUCCCAACGUAUUAUCCGAUCACUUGGAAUACUUUCAAUUAUGCACCUGUUGCUCUGGGUGUGGGUCUUGGUGUCAUAUUGCUUUGGUGGGUAGUAGAUGCCAGAAAAUGGUUUAAGGGGCCUGUUAGGAACAUUGAUGUUUCAAAUGGGAAAGUCUGACUCCCACAGUUCGAUUGAAUUUUUGUGUGUAUGCUCUGAAGCUCACUUUUGAUUUUGCUGGAGUAGCAUGAUAUGUUGCUAGGAACAUUGAUUGUUAUAUAUAGAAUGUAAUUGUUUCAAGGAAUGAACA